UACAAAUGUGUUCGCUGCAGCUCGCAAUCCCUUUGGAACAGGCUAGUGCAUCGAAUGGGCCUAGUCAACUUCCACUAGGCCUACACAUUCCCGCUGCACCACUGCAUUUGCCUCCGGCUCCUGCACUACAGAAGUUAGCUCCUGCACCACUUAAUUUGCCUCCGGCUCCUGCACCACAGAAGUUGGCUCCUGCACCACUUAAUUUGUCUGUUGCUGGACCAUCACCUGCCUGUGCUCCAAAGUGGGCACCAUUCUCAACCCCCCAACAAAUGCAUAAAGAUACAAAGCCAUGGAUGCACAAUGCAACAUUACUUCUAAUUUCUCUGACAAAGCAAAUGGCUGAAGGCUUUCAAUCUCCUGUAUUAAAGAAAGUAGAAAUGUGGAAAAAGGUAGAUGCACAAAUGCUGGCAAAAGGAUAUGACUUUGGAGCAGAGGCAUGUGACAAUAAGUUCAGGCAGUUAAAGCACAGAUACAAAACAAUAGUGGACAGUAAAAAGAAGACUGGGAGUGGUACCAGCAGCUGGGUCUUUUUCUCAUCAAUGGAGGACCUCCUGGCUGAUGAUCCCAGUGUGGAGCCGGUCCUGAUCGUGUCAUCUUUUGCUGGUGAUAAUCUUUUCCAUGAUCUUCAUCAGAUCCAGUUGGCCCAGGACCAUCAACUUCACAAUCAUCAACUUCACAACCAUCAUCUUCACAACCAUCAUCUUCACAACCUAAGCCAUCAGCAGAACAUGGCAAAAAGAGAAGGCGCAUGUCUGAAGCAUCCGAGUGGUUUGAUCAGUAUGUCACUGAGCAGAGGAGGCAGAUGUCAGAACUCAUGGCCCUGCAAAAGCAAGCAGUAGAAGUGGCAAGCGAACGUAACAACAUCUUAAAAUAAUUUGUUUCUGCUUUUCUGCAAGAGGAAAUUGUGUAGAACACAUGCAGCUGUUAUAACCACUGGUACUUUUUAAGGUCUUCCAUGAUCAAAUAAUUCAGUCGUCUCCAUUUCCCCUUUAGAAGGCCAAAUGCCCUUUCAAUCACAACUCUGGUUGAGCUGUGGAGUGUGUUAAAUUUUUUUUGCCUUCAUGAUAAGUGCCCAUUAUCUCAGUAUGGUGUAAUGAGAGAUGUGCUGAGUGGGUAUGCGGAGUCUCCAAGCAGGUGGUAGUCACUUCUUAUUACAUCCUGGAGAUGGCCAUAUAAUGGGCAGUUCUGAAACACCCUAGCAUCGUGCACAGACCCCGGCCAACCAGUGUACACAUCCAGGAACAUCAUCUGUGAUGUACACACUGCUUGGUGUUGAAUACUUGCAUGUCCUUUCCUGUUUAUGUAACUGUUUCUAUGGAGUGUGGGUGCUGGGAUGGCAAUGUGUGUGCCAUUGAUUGCUCCAAUGACUCCAGGGAAGCCAGUUUUUUCCUGAAAGCCAUUUGCCAGGUUUGCAAACUCAUCCUCUCUGGGCCAUAGAAUGUAUUCAUUUCUCAGUGUACAAAUGACCUUGCAAAUGUCGGAAAAAAUAUAAUGAAGGGUUCCUUUUGACAUAUAAAACCGGUCUGCAAUACCCCUGAAGCUCUCUUGGUUUGCCAACAACCAAAUAGUUUAUACUAAAUCAUUUUCGGGGUGUCCAAGGUUAGGUUUGCCAGUAAAGGACCAACUUUCUCACAGAGAGCCUGUAGACAUUUAUAGUAGAAGUUUCUACAUCCCUAUGAUGCUGUAAAUAAGCUGACACAAAUCUUGCUAUGGCUGUUGUAUACACACUGAUGCACAUACUGCUAUAUACAAUUGGGAAUUUGUAAGUAAAUGUAAUUGACAUCAAA
Messenger RNA from Sinocyclocheilus grahami, 1787 nucleotides. RefSeq lists its product as uncharacterized. The transcript is spliced from 5 exons. Lineage: Eukaryota; Metazoa; Chordata; Actinopteri; Cypriniformes; Cyprinidae. Bases 6 to 839 code for a protein of 277 amino acids. The record is from RefSeq and is a predicted model, not a curated record.